UCUCAUCUCUGCGCUCCAGCGUGCAGGCAGUGACUGCUGCUGUCUCGCGGCUUUUGGAGAGCUUGCACGCGCGCUGUAUGGAUGCUGAAUCUCUGGCGCUGCUGUAAACGCGACACGGAAGAAACAUGUCGAACAAUCCUCACGACCCGUUCUACUCGUCCCCGUUCGGACCCUUCUACCGGAGACACUCGCCGUACAUGGUGCAACCUGAGUACCGGAUCUAUGAGAUGAACAAGCGACUCCAGUCCCGGACUGAGGAGAGUGACAGUCUGUGGUGGGACGCAUUUGCUACAGAGUUUUUUGAGGAGGACGCCACAUUGACGCUUUCAUUUUGCCUGGAGGAUGGACCAAAAAGAUACACGAUCGGACGAACGCUUAUCCCUCGUUACUUCAGCACGGUGUUUGAGGGAGGUGUGUCAGACCUUUAUUACAUCCUAAAACACUCCAAAGAGUCUUUCCACAACUCCUGCAUCACUGUGGACUGCGAUCAGUGUACCAUGGUCACGCAGCACGGCAAGCCAAUGUUCACCAAGGUGUGUACGGAGGGCCGAUUGAUUUUGGAGUUUGCCUUUGACGAUCUGAUGAGGAUUAAAACAUGGCACUUCAACAUCAGACAAUAUCGAGAACUCAUCCCAAGAAGCAUUCUUGCCAUGCACGCACAAGACCCUCAAGUCCUGGAGCAGCUUUCCAAAAACAUCACCCGUAUGGGACUGACCAACUUCACCCUAAACUACCUCAGGUUGUGUGUCAUCCUGGAGCCAAUGCAAGAGUUAAUGUCUCGACACAAGACGUACAACCUCAGCCCGAGAGACUGUUUAAAGACCUGUUUGUUCCAGAAGUGGCAAAGAAUGGUGGCCCCUCCAGCUGGACAUCCACAGAACUUCAAAACGGAAAUUUUCCCCACAAAUCACAAAAAAGAACCCACUCGACAGACCACAACCAAGAGAAGAAAAAGAAAGAACUCAGCCAGCAGUGCGUCUAACAGUAGCCUAGGCAACAGUGCUGGCGGCAAGAAACGCAGCCCUGCCAACAACUUUACUCUGACCAGCCAGGUACCUGAUGUGAUGGUGGUGGGUGAGCCCACCCUGAUGGGUGGCGAGUUUGGCGAUGAGGACGAGCGCCUGAUCACGCGGCUAGAAAACACACAAUACGACGCCACAAAUGGCCUCGACGAUGAUGACGACUUUACGAGCUCGCCGGCGCUCGGAAACAACAGCCCGUGGAACAGCAAGCCACCGACAGGACAGGACAGCAAGCCAGAGAGCACAGCCUCUCAGCCAUCUCAAUAGGAGGCAAUUGAAGCAACCACCAGGGCGGCGCUAUCUCUAUCUGACCUCACUUUAUACCCCUAAUGAUGUACAUCUCACGUCAUGGUGUUAAUGAUUCACCAUUUUUCUGACUAUUCUGCUUCAUUUUCUGGAUGACAUUUAAGAAAACUGACCAAAUUUUGGCCGCAAUAUUUCUCCAUUGGAUUCUUUUGAAAUCAUCUGGUUAGGUUUAAAAGCAGCGCAGAAAUGUGACUCUUGGAUGAACCUACAAGGCUGAAUUUAUCGAACGCGAAAUCUGCAUUUACAGGUGAGACCUGAAGCCGGGACAACUUCAGCUUAGUAAUCAAUGUAAAAGCUAUCGUCCGUCUCGCAGUUAAGCACACAUCUCCAUAGUGACUCCAGAUGGUAACCGCAGCCAAUGGCUGAAGAGAUGGUCAUGCUCAUUGUCUUUUCACUGGAGACUGGAACUGCAAAGGCAUCCACUGAGACCAAUCCCUGAACAUUUGCAUUUUUAUUGGAAAUUCGUUUGUCUAUUGUCUUUUCCCUCUGCUUUCAAUUAAAAGUGAACCUCAAUGCGUUCCUUCAACUCAACAGACUGUAUUAACUAUAAAGACAGCUUUGGUCGUUUGUUUAAAAAGCAUUGCGUGUUGCCAUACAGAUUGAACUUUCUCCAAAUAUUUCUAUAUUUCAUUUCUCCGUCAAUUUU
Paramisgurnus dabryanus is the source of this 1974-nucleotide messenger RNA. RefSeq names its product LIM domain binding 2a (gene ldb2a). The record is from RefSeq and is a predicted model, not a curated record. Lineage: Eukaryota; Metazoa; Chordata; Actinopteri; Cypriniformes; Cobitidae.